This is a messenger RNA of Hymenoscyphus albidus, 3069 nucleotides long. The record is from the annotation of a GenBank genome assembly. Lineage: Eukaryota; Fungi; Ascomycota; Leotiomycetes; Helotiales; Helotiaceae.
GCAUUCUCAAAGUGCUUCUCAAUCACAUAUUUCCCACUCAUAAAAUACGGACAUGAACUCCGGAUUUCGACAACCUUGAGACUUUUACCACAAUGAUAUCCGAAAUACGGAUUACUCCACAAUGAUGUUGUCGCUGGAGUGGCCUGGCCUUCCUUUCCGAGAUGGGAUGAUAACCCCUGAGCCCCGGAUUGUCUCAAUCCGGGGGCUUAAAACAUGGUCGCCCUGAGAUUUGCAACUUCAGACAACACCCGUCACAAAAAGCUUACUCCAGCAGUUUGUCCCAUAUUAUCCACCCAAAGCGCUUCCUCUAGCAAAUUACCACCAAUCGCAUUACUUCUUCGUAUUACGGUUGUCACCCAUCCGCCGUCUCAACAAAAGAUGGCUCGUCCCAUCACCACUCACGUCAUGAACACAGCCGCGGGAGAUGUGCCUGAGAUCAUCUUCCAAGCCUCAGUAGCAUAAGGGCAUUCCAGUUAAUUCCAUCUGACACUCUCGCUCAACGAGACCAUGGUAGUGAAGUGUUUCCACGAGCUGCACACCGAAUUAUGGAGAGUAAUCCAUCUCCUUCCCAACUGCACCAACAAUCGGAGAUCUCCCUCAAUAAGCUCUGCGCGCGGCUGGAACCCUGAUAACGAGGCCACCAGUACUUCGGCAGCGACCCACCCAUGGCAUACUCUCAAUAGGGCUUAAGCGAGCAAUUGGUGAUGUAUUAUUGGACAUCUACGUCGAGACUCCUCCCAAGUGGAGAAACCACGAACGCUUCAAGAAACGCCCUGUUCUCCCGGUAUGAUCUACUGUGCAUUAGAUUAUCCUGAUUUUGGAAUGUUGCCCCUUUGCAAUAGCGGCACAGGCAGAUAUGAAUUCAUUUUAUAAGUCUCUUGUUGUCACUGUCUUUAAUUUUUUAUCAUCUCAUCUUCAGUCCUUCUUUCGCUUCGAUACACAUUCUUUCGGCCUUCAGUUCUGGGGACUAUUCACUUUUACACACUCUUUAAGUGUAAUUCAAACAUUUUAGGCCGGUCCUUCUUUUAGCUAUAUACCAAUCGAACAUAUUCAAACCCCCCUUUCGGCAUCAUGAAGUACGAAAUUGCAUCCCUCAUUCUUGCCUUCUGUAGCCUCGCCUCUGCUGCACCAACUCCAGUCGCUGCAUCAAAGAAUGCAUUCUCUAUUCCUCGAGCAAUGCUCCGAGGUCGUGAAGUUCCACAGGAACACUCUCACAACCGUUUCCUGGACGGCGUCAGAGUCAACUUGAACAUAGACAACCCAGACAAGAUUCAAGACCCUGUCUUUGGUCUCCUCGGAAACGCUGCCGCCGCCACUGGUGCUGGAGCAAUUAGUACGGUUUUUAUCUUUCCAGACCCCAGUCAUACAUAUACUAACAUUUUCAAGCCAACGUUGAUUGUUUACACCAAGCCACCGCUGAUCGAGCUUUCACGAACGCAAAGGCUGCUAACAACAUUACCGGUAUGGCUGAUGCCCUUAUGUAUGCAGCCUUGGAGAGAAACACUGGAGGCGUCGGAACAAAGUCCGUUCUUUGCACAGACAAGGCCGUCAACCCAGAAAUUCAGUCUGUCCAAGCUCACCAAGAUCCUGCAUCCGAGGGUGCCGCAGAGACAAACAAAGCUAUCGUUCUCAACCUCGCCCAGCAAUUGCAAUCCAUUGGAGCCGAUCCACAAGAGGCUCUUCUCGCCGGUACAUUUGCCCCUGGAGACAAGGCUGAUAACACAGGCAAAGGAAAUACAUGUGACACUGCUGAUGAUGUUGAGGGAUGUAUCUUCAGUCAGAACUUGUUGGUAGAGGAUGCUACUGCUGCUGAAAUUACCGCAGCCAUUGCCGGACAAGCCUCUGGAUCUGGUGCAAGCAAUGGCACUGCAAGUGUUGGCAAUGGUACUGCAAAUGUUGGUAGCCCAGCUGCCACCACCACUCCUUGCACAUCUGUUUUCCCAACUGCUACCCCUGCUUCAAACAACAACAACAAGAACAACGGCAAAGCCAACGAGGGAGCAGCUGAUAACAAGGGGGCAGCAGACAACAAGGGAGCGGCAGAUAACAACGCAGCCACUGGCACCAACGUUCAAACCUUUACUGGAACCCUAGGUGGAGCUCCUCCUCCAGUCAUUUCUGGCACUGGCACCAAACCAUUCAGUGUCAAAGGUAACACUUUCGUUAACGCAGGCGCUGCUCUCCAACGAUCAUGUGCUAUCCAGAACAACGCCUGUGCCGAUGCCGUAAACUCUGGUAAGCUCACAGGAUCCGUCAGUGAUUGUGGUAAGCAAGAGGCCGAAUGUAAUGCUGCAGCCAAAUCUGGAGCCACCCCAACACCUGCAAGCAAUGAUUCUGCCGCUGCCCCAGCACCUGCAAACAAUGAUGCUGCCGAUGCCGCUGCUCCAGCUACGACUCCUUGUACAUCUGUUCUCCCAAGUGCCACACCCGCCUCUAACAACAACAAGAAUAACGAUAAGAACAACAAUGGGAACGCUGCCGCUACACCUACUCCAGUCGCUGCUACUCCGGCCGCUGGUGGUGCAAGUGGGGCUCUAGACUUUGGAUCUUGCAGCAACCCAGCUAUCAAGUUCGCUGAUGGACUUGAUGGACGUAAGGAAAAGUCUUUCCAAGCUGCCAACAACAGUGACUUCAACCACGGAAGUGCGUUGGGUAUCAAAGUCAUCUCCAGUUUCAUCUGUCAACAACUUGACUCCAAGUGCAAGGCUGAUGCUGCUACUGUUGCCGCCUGCAAUGCCGGUGACACUGCUGCUGGUAAGUUAUUCUUCAAUCACUCUGAUACUAUAAUCUCCCGGCUAAUAUUUAAAAUAGGCGCCUUGAAGGGACAGGCUGCGGCAGAUGCUUUCAACUCUGCUCUUGGUGUCUCUGCAUAAACAAGAGAACGCUUGCCUGAGUAGGGUUGGUGCAAAAGCGGAUCGGUAGAGUCAAGGGUUGGAAGAGAUGAUGGCGUUUUUUUGUAUAGACAAAGGGGUCUAUGAUGAGAUCUUUAUAUAACUUUUAACUUUGUACGACUACAGUAGUUCCGUAAGGGCACAUGGUCCUUUUAUGACAAUAGAUGCUGAAAAAUAA